Molecule: messenger RNA, 1278 nt
Organism: Athene cunicularia (burrowing owl)
Lineage: Eukaryota; Metazoa; Chordata; Aves; Strigiformes; Strigidae
Gene: RELT
Product: RELT, TNF receptor
Exons: 9
Coding region: 266-1258 (330 amino acids)
Biological process (GO): apoptotic process
Source: RefSeq, a predicted model, not a curated record
UUCGCCUUCCCCGGCGUGUUUACAUCAAUGCACCAGCCAAGUGGGAUACGGGGCUGGUGGAAGUUGGGGUGUCCCCAUAAAGCAGCCGGGUCUGGCGCUAGUGGGGUUAUUUUUUGGUUUCUUCUGGUUUUGGGGGGGCAAAUUAUGUUGGUUUUAUUGUUUUUCCUCAGGAGCUUCAGGGCUUCUUUCCCCUGCGCCAGGGCAGCCGGGCGUCCCACCAUCCCCAGCUGUGGGUUUGUGUCUGCAUCCCCCCUCCCCACCUGGGAUGACCCUGAGGUGCCCCCAAAAAACGGGUGCUGAGUCCUGGGGUGGCCGUGACCAGGCAAAGCUCCCGUGGCAACCAGGAGAAACUCGUCAGGCAAAGGCUGUAACGAAGCUCCCAUGUGGCUCUCACGGGGACAACCGGGGGAAUUUCCAUGCAGGCAGCGGAGGCUGGAUCCAGGUCCCCCUGAUGAUGAAGAGGAGCGGGAUGUGCUGGUGGCUCGUCACUGUCCUGGGGGUGCUGAGCGGAGCCAGCGCGGGGGCUGCGGGCUGUGGUGCUGCCGGCGCGGACGGGACGCCGGGAUGCCUGCCUGGGGAGGAGCCCGCGGGGGCCUGCGGCUCGGCGCAGGGGCCCGUGGGGACGUGCCGAGCUUGUCCCCCCGGCACCUUCUCGCCGGGGAACGUAUCCUGCUCCGCUCACACCCGCUGCCGGGCCGGGAACAGGAUCCUGGUGGCACCGGGGACGGCGGUGACCGACAGCCGCUGCGGAGCCUGCCUGCCGGGGUUUUACAGCCCUGAAGGGGAGAGGGAGCCCCGGGGCCGGUGCUUGCCCUGUGCCGUAGCUCCCCACAGCACCUCGGGGUGCCCAGGCCGGCGGCGAGCCCGCAGCCCUGACACCCCGGGCUGGCCGGUGAGGACCAAUGGCACACGGGUGGCCUUGAUGGGGGAUGAAGAGGAGGAAGACGAGGCGGCGGCAGCGCAGGCAGCCGUGCUGACCAUCGUCCCCAUCUUCUGUGCCAUGGGCUUGUUGGGCAUCCUGGUCUGCAACCUGCUGAAGAGGAAGGGCUACCACUGCACUGCCAGCAAGGACCCCCAGCCCGGCGGCACCGGUCCCAGCUCCAUCUACCAGCUGGAGGAUGCCAACGAGGACACCAUCGGGGUGCUGGUGAGGUUGAUCACCGAGAAGAAAGAAAACGCUGCGGCACUGGAGGAGCUGCUGAAGGAACAUCACGGCCAACAGCUGAUGCCACCGGGCUGCGUCCCCCCAAAUAAGUAAGGACCCUCCCCCCAAGAUUG